Messenger RNA from Salvelinus sp. IW2-2015, 8212 nucleotides. The record is from RefSeq and is a predicted model, not a curated record. NCBI's taxonomy places the organism in Eukaryota, Metazoa, Chordata, Actinopteri, Salmoniformes, Salmonidae.
AUGGGUCCACUCAGUGCUGUUCAAAUAGGUGUGGACUUUGCUGCACUGUCACAUAGCCUGUACGCACUGUAUCCCUGCUCUCCCCCGCACAUCGACCUGAGGUUGCGUGCCCUCAGUCAGUACCCACCAUGUUCCGUCCGCACCACCGCACCAGGCUCCUAUACUGUGCGCCUCAGCAGGUCACGCAGUCGGCGUCUGCCCAACCGCCGACCUGGCGACUGGCUCGUCAUGCCCAGCACCCGGUCUGUUUACUGCCUGCACUGCUUAAACGGCCUGCAGGCUCGUCUGCCCAGACGCCGCUCUGAGACUUGCCUGCACUCUCUCCUGACCAGCGCGUCUGAGGCCAUCCUGCCCGCCCCCGUCAGUAAGGAGGCGCCAGAGCGCGUCCAGCUAGUCCAGUGGAGCCGUCAGAGCGCCAGCAGCAGUCACAGGAGGCCGCCAGAGCCGCCAGGCCAGUCAGGAAAGCGCCAGAGCGCCCAGCCCAGUCCAGGGAUGCCGCAGAAGCCGCCAGCUCAUAAGAGCCGCCAGAGCGCCAGCAGUCAUGAGCCGCCUAGAGCCGCCUCAGUCAGUUCUCAGGGCGCCAGAGCCGCCAGCCAGUCAGCAAGCGCGUCAGAAGCCGCCAGCCAGUCAGACGAGCCGCCAGAUGCUCGCCACCCCACGUUCCCAGCCAGGCCAAGGAAAGGCUCCACCUGCGGCUGGGAGCAGCUUUAUGUCCCCACCAGCAACCCUCCUACUUUUGAGUUUGUCAGCGCUGCGUCUCCGAGGUCCGCACCUCCGGAGAAGGUGUCAGGGUCGGCUUUCCGUGGGAAGGUGAAACCUUUUUCAGCCCAGUUUCUGAGGGUCCUGACCUGCUCGGAGCAGGUUUUCAUCAAGGAUCUCUCUUGUCGUACCAGUAACAGGAAGAGUCUGAUCCUGUCCACCACCUCCCCKACUCUGCCCCACCGCCCACACUCUCCUCUGCCCCUCCCUGMACACCUCGGAAGUAGCCCUCUGGACAGCCCACGCAACUUCUCUUCCAGCACCCCGGCACACUUCUCAUUCGCRUCCUCCAGAAGGGCGGAUGGUCGCCGAUGGUCCCUGGCAUCUCUGCCCUCCUCUGGAUAUGGCACCAACACGCCCAGCUCCACGUCCUCCAGCUCGUCUCAGGAGCGGCUGCACCAGCUGCCCUUCCAGCCCACCAUGGACGAGUUGCACUUCCUGUCCAAGCACUUUGGCAGCACGGAGAGCAUCACCGACGAUGGGGGCCGCUGCUCACCACACAUGCGACCGCGCUCGCCGCAGCCUCAGUCCUGGACCGCUCCCCCUCCUGCCAACUUUAUUGACAAUGAGAUCGUCAUGAUGAACCAUGUGUACAAGGAGCGCUUCCCCAAAGCCACGGCUCAGAUGGAGGAGCAUCUAGCAGAGUUCAUCAAUACCUUCUCCCCUGAGAGCGUGCUGCCGCUGGCCGACGGGGUCAUCAGCUUCAUCCACCAUCAGAUAGCAGAGCUGUCCAGGGACUGCCUGUCCAAAGCUCGCGAGGGCCUCAUCACUACUGUCUACUUCUUUGAGCUGCAYGAGAACCUGGAGAAGCUGCUCAAUGACGCGUAUGAGCGAUCAGAGAGCUCAGAGGUGGCCUUCGUCACAGAGCUGGUGAAGAAACUCCUCAUCAUCAUCUCUCGCCCAGCAAGGCUGCUGGAGUGCUUGGAGUUUAAUCCAGAGGAGUUCUACCACCUGCUGGAGGCAGCAGAGGACCACGCCAAGGAGGGACACCUGAUGAAGACGGACAUCCCUCGCUACAUUAUCAGCCAGCUGGGACUGACACGAGACCCUAUAGAGGAAAUGGUGAACCUGGACAGCUACGACAGUGAGGGACCUCUCACCCCAGAAACAGACGACUCAACAGAGGGCAAGAUGAGAGCUAUGAAGACGCCCGAAGAGGCUGACUUCCAGACCAUAAAGCUGAUCAGCAAUGGAGCUUAUGGGGCUGUUUACCUGGUCCGUCACCUGGAGACCCGUCAGCGUUUUGCCAUGAAGAAGAUCAACAAGCAGAACCUGAUACUGAGGAACCAGAUACAGCAGGCCUUUGUAGAGAGAGACAUCCUGACCUUCGCUGAGAACCCAUUCGUGGUCUCCAUGUUCUGCUCCUUUGAGACCCGCAGGCACCUCUGUAUGGUCAUGGAGUAUGUGGAGGGGGGAGACUGUGCCACCCUGCUGAAAAACAUCGGGGCAUUGCCUGUGGAGAUGGCGCGCAUGUACUUUGCCGAGACRGUCCUGGCACUGGAGUACAUCCACAACUAUGGCAUCGUGCACCGCGACCUCAAACCAGACAAUCUUCUGAUCACUUCCAUGGGGCACAUCAAGCUGACUGACUUCGGCCUGUCUAAGAUGGGUCUGAUGAGCCUCACCACUAACCUGUACGAGGGACACAUUGAGAAGGACACCAGAGAGUUCCUGGACAAACAGGUGUGUGGCACGCCAGAGUACAUCGCCCCYGAGGUGAUCCUGAGACAGGGCUAUGGGAAGCCAGUAGACUGGUGGGCUAUGGGCAUCAUCCUCUAUGAGUUCCUGGUGGGCUGUGUGCCGUUCUUUGGAGACACGCCUGAGGAGCUCUUUGGACAGGUCAUCACAGAUGACAUAGUGUGGCCAGAAGGUGAGGAUGCUCUUCCUGCCGAUGCCCAACAUCUGAUCUCUACUCUGCUUCAGACCAACCCACUGGUCCGACUGGGCACAGGCGGUGCAUUUGAGGUGAAGCAGCACUCGUUCUUCACUGAACUGGACUGGAACAGUCUGCUGAGACAGAAGGCUGAGUUCAUCCCCCACCUAGAGUCAGAGGAGGACACCAGCUACUUCGACACCCGCUCGGACCGCUACCACCACGUCCUCUAUGAUGAGGACGACACCAAUGAUGAUGAACCUGUCGAAAUCCGUCGUUUCUCCUCCUGCUCCCCUCGCUUCAGCAAGGUGUACAGCAGCAUGGAGCACCUGUCCCAGCUAGAGCACAAGCCCUCGACGGUGACCCGGCGGGAGCACAAGGGCCCCAGGGAGGACCGGGCAGCCAAGAGAGAGAGCCUGGGUAGCCUGACCUUGAGAGAUAAGAGCUGGAGGACAGGAUCACCUGAGAUGAAGCGACUGUCAUGCUCAGAGUCCUCCUUCACUGAGAGUGACUCCAGUCCUCCAUCUGGGGCCCGGCGACGCUUUUCUGCACUCAUGGACACUCACCGCUUCGCCUCCCCACUAGAGGCCGAUCCUGAGCUGCKCGUGCCCACCAGACAGCCCCCAGUGAAGGCCAGGGGCACAUCUUUGGAGGGGGCCAUGGGCACCACAUCCAUGGGCACCACAUCCAGCCAGGGGGAUUUUAGGAAGGAAAAGGAGGGCAAUGGUUUGACUGCUGGAGACAAGCUGCUGAGGCCAGCUGAUGUACUAAUGGGAGUCAUCCCCAGCCCCAGCAGUACUGUGACUGCUGGGGCCACAGAGCCCCAGGGGUCCCGGGCCACCAACGAACUGGUCCUGAGGAGGGUCCGCCACAGCCAGCUCUCAGCUGAGGGAGAGAAACGCAACUCGCGACCUGUGACCAAGGUCAUCAAGUCUGCUCCAACCACAGCCCUGUCUGUCAUCAUAACCUACAGGUGAGGAGCUGGAAGGCAAGGGAGUGUGGAGCAGCAUGGUACGUCCCCCCUGGCCAGCCCCAUGUCUCCUCGAUCCAUCUCCUCCGACCUGUCGUCUCGUGACUCCUCCCCCAGCCGAGACUACUCGCCCACGGUCAACGUGCUGCGUUCUCCCAUCACCAUCCACCGCUCUGGGAAGAAGUACGGUUUCACCCUCCGAGCCAUUCGAGUCUACAUGGGAGACAGUGAUGUCUACAGCGUACACCACAUGGUCUGGCAUGUGGAGGACGGAGGCCCUGCCCAGGAGGCGGGACUCUGCGCUGGUGACCUCAUCACUCAUGUGAACGGGGAGUCUGUCCACGGGCUGGUGCACACUGAGGUGGUGGAGCUCAUUCUGAAGAGUGGAAACAAUGUGACGGUGACCACUACGCCCUUUGAAAACACCUCCAUCAAGAUUGGUCCUGCCCGCAAGUCCAGCUACAAGUCCAAGAUGGCACGGCGCAACAAGAAGACAGGGGCUAAGGAGGGACAAGAAAGUAAGAAGCGCAGCUCGUUGUUCAGGAAAAUCACUAAGCAGUCGAACCUGCUCCACACCAGCCGCAGCCUGUCCUCUCUGAACCGCUCUCUGUCAUCAGGGGACAGCCUCCCAGGCUCCCCCACCCACAACCUCUCUUCCCGCUCCCCCACACAGAGCUACCGCUCCACCCCCGACUCCACCUACCUGGGCAACACUUCUCAGAGCAGCUCUCCAGUCUCCAGCACCCCUAACUCCCCGGCUGCCUCCCAGCACAUGAGACCCAGCUCCCUGCACGGCCUCUCCCCCAAGCUSCACCGCCAGUACCGCUCAGCCCGCUGCAAGUCAGCUGGCAACAUCCCCCUYUCCCCCCUGGCCCACACACCCUCCCCCACCACCGCCUCUCCCCCACCCCUGUCUGGCCACACGGUGGGUAGCUCCAACACCACCCAGGCCUUCCCAGCCAAGCUCCACUCCUCUCCACCUGUGGCCCGUCCCAGGCCCAAAAGCGCAGAGCCUCCCCGCUCACCCUUGCUACAGCGGGUUCAGUCGUCAGAGAAACUGGGCGCGACACUCCUGACCUCCUUUUCAUCUUCGUCGUCAGCUUCKUCACCCCUUGCAGGGGGGGUGUCAAUGCGUAAGCACGGCCUGGAGGUGUCACAUGGGGACUACAGGAGGGAGUCUUACCACUGCGAGCACAGCCUGCAGAGUCUGUUGGAGAUGGAGGGAGAGAACGGGCCCGUUCCCCCCUCUCCCUCGUCUUCCUCCUCCCCCUCUCCCCCCACGGUUGGAGAGACAGGGUGCCUGAAGCCUGCGAGGAGGCUGGGGAGACAGGAGUCGCCCCUGAGCCGGGACACACUGCUGACAGGGAGGGAGAGAGCUGCCCAGACUACAGCAUCUGACCCUCACACUGACASCACACCUGUUAAAGUGGAGCCCAAGACCAGCGCUGGUGAGACAGCUCAGACAUUAACCCCUUGCGAGGCUCUGAAGAGAAAUGCUUCCCCAGUACCAGGUGAGGCCCAGCCUAGCCCAGCCUCAACCCCCUCCACUCCAGGGGCCAAGUCCAGCCCAGCAGACAAACCUCUAAGCUCUAGUGCUCCAAGCUCUGAGACAGCCAGUGGAGGCCCUAAACUCACUGACAGGGCCCCAGUCAAGGCUACAUCCCAGAGUCCGCUCUCCCAGGAGCGUAAGCACCAGGCUGUCCAGACAGACACCACCCCAGCAAGCAGAAACCAGGAGAAGAGUGAGAAGAAAGGGAGUGUGGGCCCAGACAAAGUCACUACACAGAGGGCGGGAGCUACAGAGUUGGCCAAGGCAAGUAAAGACACACAGAUGGGAGAGAGCACUUUGAAAGGAGGGAUGGGUGGCAUUGACAAAGCCACUGAGACCAAAGUUAAAGGACCUGCUCCUUCAGUCCCAACCCAAGCACCAGCCCCAACCCCGGCCCCAUCCCCUCUUACCAUAGGCCCAGUUCCUGCUUCAACAAAAUCCAGAGCAGACAAGGUUUCUGUCCCGUUGAGCAGCUACCGAGGGGCAAAGGAGGAGAGGAGUCACCUGGAGGUGGUGGAGGAGAACCCUAUGUCCCCCUCCUCCACCGCUGCCUCCCCCUGCUCCAGCAAGUCAUGCCCCGUCUCCCCUGGUGACAAGCCAAGCUUUGUGACUCAGCUGACCAGUGUGGCCAAAAACGUGCUGGGGCCUAUGAAGAUGGGAUCCCAGGAAGGGCCCAAGGGCGGUGAGGAGAAACGGGGAAGUUCAGCAGGAAAGUCUGAGGCUCCGUCUGGAGGUAGUCAACGGGGGGCUCAGGGGACAUCUCKAYGUCCUYCCGGCUCAGCUCAGCCUGAAAAGGCAAACACGAGGAAUUCAGGUAAGCACCACUCCUGAUCUGCGAGUGAGAGACAAACCUGGGAUCUCCCGGAAAAUGCCUUUUGGAUCAGAAUAUCAUGCCACCAUAUCAGGCACGGACAGGGCACCCUCAAAAAAGGGACAAAAACAUGUACACCUAAAGAAACACACACCAAAUAGCUAGAAAAUASAGACCUGUAGAUAAAWCAAGAAUAUGUGGAGGAAUGUGCUUUAAUGCUGUUCUCAAAUGUGUGUAUGUAUGUACUAUAUGUGUAAUGUAUAUAGCGUGUCUUCUUGCAUGUUCCAAAUUGUACAUGAGAGAUAAAAGAGAAUAUUUAAAGAGAUUAGGAAAAAAAUCUAACAGACCUGAUGGUAGUGAACACUGUGAACAUCAUGUCAACAGCCCCCACAUGUUCCCAAUGUAAACAGCAUGUCUAUAGGCAGGCUUCUGUCACAGUCUGUCACCACAAGGAACAUUACCCAUGUCCGUCAACUCCGGUGCCAUCUUUUCACUCAGUUAAAAUACCUAAAGAUAGCACCUUGUUCUUUUUCUCACACAGUACCUGGAAAAUAGAUUGAGAGAAGAAUUGUUGCAUUGGUGUAACAUGCAUUGGUGUAACAUGCAUUGGUGUAACAUGCAUUGGUGUAACAUGCAUUGGUGUAACAUGCAUUGGUGUAACAUGCAUUGGUGUAACAUGCAUUGGUGUAACAUGCAUUGGUGUAACAUGCAUUGGUGUAACACAUUGAGAUGUGUUCCUAACUGGACUAAGAUGAUGACCUGCUUGCUAAAUGUGGAACUUGGAAUUGUAUUGUGUAAAGGAGAGCUGAAUGAAUUUGUUUGUGUGUUUUAAGGGCUGAGUCCUGGUUGGAUUUUGGUGGACUAUCUGAACUUGCACAGGGACACUAUGCAAUGGGCUUUUUAAGUAUUUUCCUGUGUCCCCUACAAUGUACCCAUGAACGGAUGUUAGGGAGGUAAAGGUUUGCAAUAAGCCAAGCAAGCAGAUAUAUUGUUCUACGAAUUGUCUGCAUUGACUCAACCCACUGGGCACACACUGGUUGAAGUCAAUGUUGUUUCCACGUUGAACCAACAUGGAAUAGACAUUGAAUUGACAUCUGUGCCCAGUGGGCAUUGUGAAAUGUGCAAUUAUUUAGGUUCUGAAAUUAAUACAGUGCUAAUGAAUUGAACUAAAGAAGAGGAACCCAUAUGUCUCUGUGUGUGAAUUAAGUGUGGUCAGGUGAUGAAAUUGAUACUAUAGAAUGGGAGUCUUGUUUGAGACUUACUCGUACUCUGGCAACGUAGGCUAGAACUCUCUCCCUUUUCAAUGUAUGCAAAAUUAGCGUUGUAUAAUGUAAUGUGCGAAUAAAAGUGCCAGUUUAUUUGAGGGAUAUGUUGUUUACAGUGAUGUGUAAUGAUAUGCAAGUUCUAUGUAGAAUUCCUAGUGAGAUCUGAGAGCCCACCGUAGACCUAGGCAGCACUCUCAUCAGGGACGUAACUUAAUAUGUUCAUGCCCAUWCCUGUAUCAGACUGCCAUCUUGUGGUCAUCACACGACUGUCCUGAACAUAGUAUUUGAGGUAAAAAUGUAAUUUACACAUAAUCAAUUCACAAUUUAAUGACACAAGAUUAGAUUUUAUCCGAGAUAUUACCCUCAUAUCUUCAUGAUUUUCUAUUGUAACCACUGUUCCAUUCAUAUAGCUACUAGAAACUUGUUUGUCUAAAUACAAUUUGAAAAAACUUUUGUUGUGUGUAUUAUGACCGAUAAAGAGAGAUGUAUGAUACUGAUACUGUGCUCCUAGGAGACGACAAACAGCUCAUAUUUAGAUGAAUGCUAGUUAAAAGCUUGUGUUUGUGUAUGUGGGGGUGUGCGUGGAAAUUGCACUUUAUUUUGUGUCAUAUGUAUUUAUUUAUCUAUUUAUUACACUUUAUUUAUUGUAUUUGAUUAUUUGUCAAUUGCUCUCAAACGGUUUACUUGUGCAUUGUUCUUUGAAUUGUUAUUUAUAUCUCUAAAUUGUAAGUCUACAAAUGAGAGAAUUUACCAAAUCUGUGUGGUUGUCCUAUUUUGUGCAGUUAUACUUCUGUCAUUCCAUAAGAGAGUUGCAAUACACCAUGGCCUCUGUCCAUGUUGACUUAUUUGUGAGUUUUGACUUUUUUAUGACACUUCUCUCAGUUCAUUGUUGUCCAUGUCAUUUUAUUCCUUAGGCACUGUUAUGAAACCAAUGCAAAAAAAAGCCUAUAGAGUAAUAAAAUCCUUCAAGAGAAUCCUUAAAUUA